AUGAAAAUCAGUGCUGUGCUAACAUUUUCAGACAUCAAGUGUUGUUAAAGUGGAUGAAGAACUCAGUGGGCCUGAAGCUAUGAAUGUGGAUGAGAUUGUUCUAAAAAAGAAGGUGAAAACAUUAGAGAGCAUGACAAUGAUUAAAUUUAAAAAAGAUAACAAGAAAGACAAGGCAUCAGAUGUUGCUAAAACAGAUAAAAAACACAGUGGCAGUGUUGUUAAGGAAAUGGAUAAGAUAGUAAUGAAAAAGAAGGAGAAAGUUGUAGAGAGUGUAACAGAGAUAAAAUGUAAAAAUGAUGACAGGAAAGGCAAGACUCCAAGUAUUGCAAUAGCAGAUAAACAAGACAAUGAUGUUACAGAGAGUUCGAGUGUUGUCAAAGUCAGAGGAGUUUCCUGA
Molecule: messenger RNA, 397 nt
Organism: Biomphalaria glabrata
Lineage: Eukaryota; Metazoa; Mollusca; Gastropoda; Planorbidae
Exons: 4
Coding region: 80-397 (105 amino acids)
Source: RefSeq, a predicted model, not a curated record